CUCCGAGUCACCAUCCGCUCUUCUCCCCGGGUCUUGUCAGCACUGACGUUCAUUCCCUCGCCUACCUAGUCAUUAUCAACCGUGUCGGCGACCGGCUAAUUUACUGCAAGCUCGCUAUCGCCUGCGUUGUGUACCAAAUACUUGUACGCUUCAGGGUUGGCGCUUUGCCAAGCUCCUUUCCUCGAGGCUGCACGAUUGCGCUGUCCGCCUGCAGCAACCAGCAACUCUUCGACAACAGACCUUGCAAUCCUACUCGGCCACAGUAGGCCGUGUUGAAAUGCCAAAGCACGCCUUACACUAUGACAGAACCGAAAAUGCAACUGGAGGAUUGGCUAGAUGACUUGUGCGUCCGCUUCAUUAUAAACCUGCCUCGUGAAGAAUUGGAAUCGGUUGAGCGGAUAUGCUUCCAAGUUGAGGAGGCACAAUGGUUCUACGAGGAUUUUAUCCGGCCUCUCGAUCCGGCCUUGCCGUCGCUCUCCCUUAAGGCGUUCGCCUUGCGAAUCUUUCAGCACUGUCCGCUCAUGGCAAAUUGGUCUCAAUAUCACCACAUGACAGCGUUCUCCGAGUUCCUGGCCUACAAGACCCGGGUGCCUGUUCGUGGAGCUAUCAUGUUGAAUCGUGAGAUGGAUCAAGUCGUCCUCGUCAAAGGCUGGAAGAAGGGCGCCAACUGGAGCUUUCCCCGUGGAAAAAUCAACAAGGACGAGAAGGAUCUCGACUGUGCCAUCCGUGAAGUCUACGAGGAAACUGGCUACGAUGUUCGUGAAGCCGGAUUGGUCAAGAAUGAUGAGGAAGUCAAGUUCAUCGAAAUCACCAUGCGCGAACAGCAUAUGAGGCUGUACGUUUUCAGAGGCGUACCUCAGGACGCUUACUUUGAACCCCGUACACGAAAGGAAAUCAGCAAGAUCGAAUGGUGGAAGCUAUCUGAUCUGCCGACUUUGAAGAAAAGCAAGCAGUGUGAGGGGCAGGCAGCCCCCAAUGCCAACAAGUUCUAUAUGGUUGCUCCUUUUCUGCACCCGCUCAAGAAAUGGAUUGCGCAGCAGAAGAAACUCGAUCCCAAGGCACACCUCGACGUUAAGGAGAUUCUGAACGAUGGGGAUGUUUCUAUGGACGAGGGUCUUCAGACGUCGAACUUAGGGUAUAUGCCCAACCAAGUGCCUAAAGAGCUGGCUGUUCCAAGCGAUUUGCCAGAAGUGGCAGUCCCCCACGAUGCAUCCACGCACCUUAAACGCCUUCUCAACAUCAACAAUGGCCUCCCUGCUCAGGAGCCUGUCAAUUUGUUCAGUGCUGACCCUAACUCCUCAAAGUCUAAUGCGCUUUUGGAACUCCUUAGAAGUGGUUCUUCCCCGAAUCCUACUCCGCAGGCCGCUAGGGAUGAACAAGGACCGCAACCAUCUGGCUUCUUCCCGGGCUUUCCUCAGCAACAUGUCGGACCCCCACGGCCCCCAGGAGCUUUACCGCAAGGUCCAUCUCCAUACCGGGGUCCUUCUCACGGCCCAUUUCCUACAGGAAAUCAUCCUAUACCGGGCCCACAACCCCUUCCCGGGUAUCCGGGACCUCGCCACCAAGGCCCUUCCAAUACUUACCCAGGCCCGCCCAACCUACCUCGGCAACACCCUUCUCAACCAAGGCCGUUACCACCAGUAUUCCCCCCGCUUCAUGGGCAAGGUCCUGUGCCGGCACCGUAUCAACGAACAGGAGACCCCCAGUUCUCGCACUCAGCUCAACCGCCUCAAAGUCAAGCUGCUGUACCUCCUGCAAGCAAGCUGCCACCGCCGAAGCUUACCAGCCAUUCUUUAGCAUUACUGAGUGUCUUUAAAGAUGACAAGAAGCAAACCCCCCAGAUGUCGACUGCAAAAUUGGCACCGCGACCGGAGCCGUCCCCAAGGAGUGAGCGCAAGCCGUCGGCCCAUCAAGACCAAUUGUUGAGUUUGCUGAAAGGGUCUCCGGCACCGAGUGGCUCACGACCGGCUGAGUUAUCGGCGUACCCAUCAUCGCCUGCGCAGAAACAGAUUCUGCAACGGCCUAAUGUGGACUCAAAUCCUCCUCAACCUCAACAAAUAGUCAAAGGUGCUUGGACAUCCGCAACAGUAUCUGGUCCCCUAAAUACUCCCCAGUUCGAAGCAAUCCAAAAAUCGUCGACUAGGAAGGCGCAUGACUCAAGACGUCAAGUCAGCCGAGACAGCCGAGAACGACAGACGCAGCCUUUGGCUUCACCUAUAACGAUUUUGCCUAGACCGCAGGGUGCCCGGAGGGAACAACCGCCUGCUCCAGCGCCAGCGCCCCCUCCUCAACCUUCCAUCAAGCCUCGGCCUGUCAAAGCGAAGUCUCCAGAGCCUCCCAAGACGUUUCAGCCACAGAUUCUACGUCGCUCUGAUAAAGCGGACAUUCACAGCAUAUUACCUGUACGGACGAAAGACACAGAAGUUCCCAGCACGCCAGAUGAUAUUACUGGACCUGAUCUUAAGACUGCUCCAUCUCCUCAACCUGAACCAUUCCGGCGGCCAAGCCAGACGGCCGCACAAAGAGAGACGCUUCUAUCCCUGUUCGGGAAACCUGUCACUUCUCCAAAAGCGCCGACCGCGGGGCAACUAAACCUGCAGACCGCCGUCCCUAAGCCUUCCGUUACACCGUCUGUCGUCAGUCCCCUCACACCACUCCACCACCAUGCUGGGAAUGAGAUGUCGAUGGAAGACGGAUCGUCCAACACAAACCGGGUUGCAACCCCUGCUAAUAAAGCAUUCUUACUUGGCUUUUUGGAAGGAGUUGCUAAAGGCAGCAAAUAAGGUGCUGCCGCUGGGUGUUUUUGAGCAAUACAGUCUCUGCUGUAUCUUAGCCUUAGCAUGAAUAUAGUCAGAUCCACCAGGCGCUUGGUUUAUCAUAGAUCUGAAUACUCUAGAAACAGAUACUGGCUCGAGUAAUGUUCAAAGAGACAAUGUUCCGGCAGAGUAUUAAAUUCCUUUCAAUGCCGUGCAUAGAUCAUAGAAAGAUGAUAUAGUAAGAACCAUAGUAGAGACCAUCGAGACCUCAUUUGAUCGCUUUGCGAUACCCACAACCCAACCUUGAGAUGAUGCGAAAUCGCCAUAAAAUCACACUGAAUUCUUCGCGCUGCUGACUUUAGUGUCCGCGAAACAAAGUUGAGGAAUUCUGAGGGAUGGUGGAGGUGCCUUCAUUUUCGCUAGAGUGAUGUGUGUGAGCUAGCAGGAAACAUCCAGUCAAUCGAGAGCCUGCUGGUUCGCACCGACAAGCUCAGUGAACAAGGCAGGUAUGCCUUCUCAUCGAAGUCUGGACUUCCAGGUCUGUGCCUAGAUUUAGCUAACAGGCUAUGGUUACUCUUAACCAAUGGGCUGGCCCUGCAUAGUAGGCCCUGAUAACGAUAUAUCGGGGACGGGGGCGCGAAAUUACUCGCAUUUGCCCGAACUAAUGGUAUUGCGCGUCGAUUUAGACUUCAGACGCAUUAAGACAAUUUGUAAACCGUCCUAUUUGAGAGUAGUAAACAUGUUUCGAUGAAUGUUAG
Molecule: messenger RNA, 3514 nt
Organism: Aspergillus calidoustus
Lineage: Eukaryota; Fungi; Ascomycota; Eurotiomycetes; Eurotiales; Aspergillaceae
Source: the annotation of a GenBank genome assembly